Klebsormidium nitens is the source of this 2274-nucleotide messenger RNA. The record is from the annotation of a GenBank genome assembly. NCBI's taxonomy places the organism in Eukaryota, Viridiplantae, Streptophyta, Klebsormidiophyceae, Klebsormidiales, Klebsormidiaceae.
CAAAUGCCACAAUGCAGGAGCAACCAGGAUUCAGAAAUCAGGAAUUCAGGAUUCAGGAUUCAGGAAUGCACGCGGGGGACAAUUGUUGUGGGAAGGCAAUUGUUGACUUUCAUGCGUGAUUCCAUCCUGCAGCGAAACCUUGGACAGCCUGCAAUUUUGCAGCUAUCGAAAGAAACUACCUAAAUCUUUGUCUGCUCUCAAAUCCAUGCAUGUUUUUGGAGCUGUGAUGCGCCUUGCACUAGUGGUACCCAUUGUACCCCUUUCUACCACAAAAGACUUGGGAAGCUGACAACGUUGGAGUACCUACAAGCACUAGAAAUUUCUUGGGCCGGGUAGGCAGAGCUGAAAGGUGAAAGCUACUUCCAAAAGCCAUUGGCAGAAAGGUGUCUGGUGUCAGAGCAAAAGGUGAUUCCAAGCAUGUUUUGAAGUCUUACUGGAAGCGGCCCUUCCUGAAGAAUCGUCUUUAAGCUCUGUGGCAAAGCAAAUGCAGUGAGCUCAAAGACUGCCUAUUGUUGAUCCCCAAGGUACCGUAGGUCCACAACUCGAGGAGAGCGAGGGACGUACACAGAUUUUCUGUCCUUCCUGACCAGGGUGUCACAUCGAAGAUUGUACUACCUUCACUUUUCCUCAAACAAGUGAUGCGGCUGAUCUGAAACACAGACUUGUGGAUAUCAAAGGAAGGUCCUGCGACCAGCUGCAAGAGGGAGUCAGGCAGCUUCGCUGCACGAUAGUAAAGGUCUGACAACCAAACAGCAGGGACAUAUGCACAGCCGCAAAUGUGAUUGAGCUCACAUACUCCUGGCCAUAGUUGUAACCUUGAGCUUUCGCACGGGCUGUAGAGCCGUGGUUUCCUGAACCUUAGAAGGUUCUGUCCUGUUUCCUACAGCGCGGAUAUCAAGGCCCAUCAGCAACUCGGUCAUCUUGUUUGCCAUUGCCGGUUUGCGUCGCCUAUACAGCCGUCUUUGUUUCGCUGCUGUUCAAAAUGACGAUGCCCGAGAAGGUCAUCCUGUCUCCAGAAGACCCCCUGGCUUGGCUGCAAAAGCAGAUAAGCAGCAGGCCCUUGACGGGCCUCCUUUUCGAGAAGGGGCCCUGGUGCCCUUGGUGCGUGCACGAAGUCAAGCAGUGGAUGGGGCAGCUGCAGCGCUUACAGGGCCUCGGAGGGGCGCUCUUAAUUGUGACAGCGCAGUCCCAAGAAAAGCUCGUGGACUCUCCAGCGGAUUGGGGCCGGCCGGAAGUUCCUGUCAUCAGUGACCCAAUCAACAUCCUGGCCACCGAGAUGGGGAUAGCUGUUGAGAAGAGAGCGAUGCUGCCGAGCUUGCAACCCAUCUAUGAGGCAUACAAGGAUGGGGUUAACCAGGUGGGCUUCGUCUUCUUCAACCAGAGCGGGGAGGAAGUCGUCGGCUGGGGAGCAACCCCCACCGAGAACAACCUGGGGGGGUCGUUAGAUAGACCUGUGCCAGCCCAAGUCAUGGACUUCUUGGAGCGAAAGCUCCUGCAGCCCCGGCCGCAGCCCCGGGGUCACGACCUCAACAACAAGGUCAAGCUAACCAUCCAAGUCAAAGCGAAACCCAUUGUCGAAGAAGCGGAACCCGAUUUCGCGGCGAUCGAGCUCGACGAUUACGCCCAGGUGGUGGAGGACGUUUUCGACGCUCUGCCGCAAGACCUGCAGGCGCUGGUCCUGAAAGAGAAGCGGCUCCCACAAAGUUCGAGAAGGUUAACGGCGGAGAUGUGAGGAGAGCUUUUACGUGCUUAAACUUGAAAGGCCGAAAAGGCCUAGGCACUUGUUUCGAAGCCGCCAGCAUCUGUGCUGGUUCCAAGCAGCUGUCAGAUGAGAUGGGUACGGACAGAUACUUGCUGCGGCAAUCGACGGAGAGUAGAAUUUCAGCAGUAUCAUACUAUUACGUUGUCUAGCUUUCCAUAGGGUUUGAAGUGCAUAGCAUGAGGGAAAGUACAUGCUCGCGACGACGCUACUAGUUGUUAAAAUGUACAGCGGCUGAUGAAACUAACCAGACAACGUGAAGUGCGUCAAAAGUCGAGUUCAGCGUCAAAGACGGUCCGCUUUCAUCUCAAAGGAGACCCAAAGGACGUUGAUUACGGUCGACCAGGUUUGCGAGUAUAAAAAGACACGUUUCUGUAGCAACCCUUGUUCUGACACGUCGCAGUCUGAAUAAAGUCAGAUUUCGCGUGCUGAAAAGUGAUCUAUCAUUUACCCAAGCAUCUGCUGAAGUUAAGCACCUGUAAUGUAAGAUUCCUUGUAUGAGAAUAAGACCGCGG